Messenger RNA from Papilio polytes (common Mormon), 1667 nucleotides. RefSeq names its product putative tRNA pseudouridine synthase Pus10 (gene Pus10). Gene Ontology annotation, biological process: tRNA pseudouridine synthesis. The record is from RefSeq and is a predicted model, not a curated record. Lineage: Eukaryota; Metazoa; Arthropoda; Insecta; Lepidoptera; Papilionidae. Gene Ontology annotation, molecular function: pseudouridine synthase activity; RNA binding. The transcript is spliced from 11 exons. Bases 63 to 1649 code for a protein of 528 amino acids.
AAACAAACCUUGCGGUGUUUUGUUGGUUAUGUUAAAUAAACAUUGUAGUUUUUGAAUUAGUAAUGGAUGAUAAGAAAAUUUUUAACUUUUGUAAACAAGCAGGAUGCUGUGACUCCUGCAGUUUAAGAUAUUUAGGACUGAAAAGCUCAACGGUUUAUGAAGAUAUAAAAAAGUCUGCUCAAAAGUACAAGGAUGAAAAAGUAGUAAGUUCAGAAAAUGAAAAACCUCCAGAUGACAAUAACAAAGAUAUUACGAACUGUGAUAUUGAACCUCCAAUUAAGAAAUUAAAGCUAUCUGUAUGUGUAACAUGUCUCGGUAUCCUACAGGAGGAAACAUGGGAUGAAAGUUUUAGCAUGGUAAAGGAGGUUCUGGAGAAAAAAAAAUAUCUCAGUAACACAUUUGCAUGUGCAUUGUCUUCACCAAUUGUGACUAUACUCCGAGAAAGGGCUAUGGCUUUGCAACUCAAUAAUGAAAUACCAGAUUAUGAUGUCAAUAUUGUGACACCUUUAAAAGAAGCGUGGAAAUGGUCUUUCGGUACUAAACUGGCGACAGUCAUUGACAAGAAAUUGGACUCAGGAGCUGUGGCGCCACUUUUAAUUACAUUUAACUAUGACUAUUUGGAUGAUUUGCAGGAAUUAGAGAUAAUAAAAAAAAUAGCGGCGCCAUUAUUCGAAUCGCGCCGUAAGCAACACAAGCGCUUUGCGACUGAGUUCACUAGACGCGUUGUAGAGCAAGCGCUGGAGAACGUUACAGUUGAAGCGCUUAAAGCGGCCAGCGAUAGUUGCUGUAUGGCGGCCGUUGAGACAGCCGCUAAAUGUGUUAGUGUUGUUUGUACACACUCGCCUUUGUAUCUCGGAGGAAGAUAUAUAAAACUAAGUCGGGACUUACCGCAGACUCCGUGGAUAUUGUCUGGACGGAGAGUGAUGCCUUCGUCUGUCCAGGAGAUAAUAUUUCAGCCUAUUGCUGAUUUAUAUUGUAUGUCAGAGGCGGAGGCGGAGCGACGACUGAAGUUGAUAGCGGCGGGCCGUGAGGACGUCGACGUCCGUUGUCUCGGACAGGGACGACCCUUUGCUAUUGAGAUUACAGACCCACAAAGGCAGUUAACGACUGAAGAACUAGAGAAGGCUUGCAAAUUGAUAUCAAGUGGAGGUGAAGUUAUUGUCAAAACAUUACUGCCUAUUGUUAAAGAUGAUUUGGUUUUAUUAAAGAAAGGCGAGGAAACUAAAACCAAAACUUAUGAAGCUAUAUGUAUAAAAUUAUCGCAUUCUGAAUUUGAUCAGAUAGAUACAAAUACACCAGUGGCUGUAACGGAUGUAGAUUUAGAACGUAUCAACUCGUACCGCAACACGGAGAGCGGGGAGGCGCGCGUAGAGAUAUCUCAGUCUACCCCCAUACGCGUGCUGCACCGCCGCCCGCUGCUCGACAGGACGCGGCAUAUUAUUGAAGUACACGCUAGUAAAAUAUCAGGCUACCCGCAGCUGUUGCUGCUCCACGUGCGCACGUCAGCAGGCACGUACGUAAAGGAGUGGGUGCACGGCGAGUUGGGGCGCACGCGGCCCUCACUCGCGCACAUACUGGGGGCACGCGCGGACCUGCUGGCUCUUGACGUCACAGCCGUGCACCUCGCCUGGCCGCCGGAACACGAAUGACAAUAAACAUUAAAAAGA